CAUUUCCCACACCACACUAACAUCCUCUCAAUCAAUUCAGCUUUUCCAACCUGGCGUCAUUGAUCAAAACCUCAUUUCGCCUUUGUCGCAUUCCUCUUCGCUUAACUACCUCCACAUCUCUCCUUCCUCCUACUUCUUGUCGUCUGAUUUCCUUGCACCAACUGCCUCGUCACGCAUCCUUUCACUCAUCCUCUGUCUUUGCUUCUUCACUAUUCAACAUGUCUGAAUAUUCCACCCGUGUCAUUGGUGCACCCAACACUCUUGAGCACCGUGUCUUUAUUGAAAAGAACGGCACCCCUAUUUCGCCAUUCCAUGACAUUCCCCUAUAUACCAAUGAGGCAAAGAACGUGUACAACAUGAUCGUUGAGAUCCCUCGAUGGACCAAUGCCAAGCUUGAAAUCUCCAAGGAUGAGGAACUUAACCCCAUUAAGCAAGAUGUCAAGAAGGGCAAACUUCGCUUCGUUCGUAACUGCUUCCCCCAUCACGGCUACAUCUGGAAUUAUGGCGCGUUGCCUCAGACAUGGGAGGACCCUACUCAUAUCGAUCAUGAUACUCAGGCUCGUGGAGACAACGAUCCUUUGGAUGUCUGUGAGAUUGGCGAGUCGGUUGGAUACACCGGUCAAAUCAAGCAAGUCAAGGCACUUGGUGUUAUCGCUCUCUUGGAUGAGGGUGAGACUGACUGGAAAGUCAUUGUGAUCGAUAUUAAGGAUCCCUUGGCUGAUGAGCUCAAUGAUAUCGCUGAUGUUGAGAAGCACCUUCCUGGCCUCAUUGAUGCUACUCGUGACUGGUUCCGCAUUUACAAGAAGCCCGAUGGCAAGCCCGAAAAUGAAUUUGCAUUCAAUGGGGCUGCCAAGGACAAGGCCUACGCAACCAAAGUCAUUGAGGAGACCCACCAUGCCUGGAAGCGUCUCAUCACUGGGGAAAUCCCUCCUAAGGCAGAAGCUUAUGAUAUCAAAGUGUCCAACCUUCAUGUUGACAACAGCCCUUAUAAGAUUGCUGCUGACGACCAAAUCGCCAAGAGCAUUCCUGCUGCCUCAGCCAAGGCACCCGCUCCCAUCGAUGCCUCGAUUGACAAGUGGUUCUUCACCAGCAACAUGUAAAAAUAAAAAAGCGCUAUUAUUUUAAACCACUAUGCCUUGAUUCACACAUCUGUCAAAUAAAGAGUUAUUGUGUCCUUCA
Messenger RNA from Lobosporangium transversale, 1179 nucleotides. RefSeq names its product inorganic pyrophosphatase. Lineage: Eukaryota; Fungi; Mortierellomycota; Mortierellomycetes; Mortierellales; Mortierellaceae. Gene Ontology annotation, cellular component: cytoplasm; nucleus. Gene Ontology annotation, biological process: phosphate-containing compound metabolic process. Gene Ontology annotation, molecular function: inorganic diphosphate phosphatase activity; magnesium ion binding. The record is from RefSeq and is a predicted model, not a curated record. The coding region runs from base 219 to 1100 and encodes 293 amino acids. The transcript has 5 exons.